Molecule: messenger RNA, 1319 nt
Organism: Drosophila ficusphila
Lineage: Eukaryota; Metazoa; Arthropoda; Insecta; Diptera; Drosophilidae
Product: probable ribosome production factor 1
Biological process (GO): maturation of LSU-rRNA; maturation of 5.8S rRNA
Cellular component (GO): preribosome, large subunit precursor; nucleolus
Molecular function (GO): rRNA primary transcript binding
Source: RefSeq, a predicted model, not a curated record
CCGGUGAAUGCUUUCCAGCAGAAGAAGCAGAAUAUCAACACGUGCCGCUUACAUUUGUUGAAUUUUUUUUUAUUGUUCGUAAAAUGAUUAAAAUUAAGCGAAAACCAGCACCUCCGCCGGUGGAACAGGACUCAGACAGCGACUCCAGCUUUAACGAAGAGGAGCCGCAAGACUUGGACAUCCAGGAUGGUCCAGUCACCGACAGCAGUGAUGAAGAAGCCGCCACUAGCAACAAAAAGCAGAGCAAAAAGGAGGCUCCUCCUUCUGGAGAGCAUUUGGAUGAUGAGGACGAAGAAGAUGAUGACGAAGACGACGAAGAAGAUGAGGAGGAUGAUAAGACCCCUCGCAUUCCAGUCCUGAAUCCCCUCAGUCUGAUGCGCAACAAAGAGCAGCGCUUGGCGCUCUACAAAAAGAUGAAAAAAGAGAAGCACAAGAAGAAGAUGCAGGAGCGACGUGCCCGCAGGAAGGCAGGAGUCCCUGCCAACCCAGGCCAUACCAUAGAAAGCUUGCGAGAGAAGGAUCAGACAGAGGUGGCCAAUCUUAAUGACUCCGACAACGAGGAACUUCAAAAGGAGUUGGAGUUGGACGAUUUCAGCUCGUACUUUGAGCGAUCAUACGAGCCCAAGGUGCUGAUUACGUUCGCAGACAAUCCCGUGACGAAGACGCGCAAGUUCGGACUGGAACUGUCCCGUAUAUUUCCCAAUGCCCUGGUAAAAAUCAGGAACAAGUCAUCGGUGAAGAAAAUCUGCAAGAGCGCCGAGCGCGAGGAGUUCACAGACGUGGUUAUUAUCAACGAGGAUCGCAGGAAGCCCAAUGGUCUGCUGGUUAUCCAUCUGCCCAACGGGCCGACUGCACAUUUUAAGCUGUCCAACGUGAAGCUCACUUCGGACAUAAAGCGAGACCACAAGGAGAUAACUAAGCACAGGCCGGAGGUGAUCCUGACCAAUUUCACCACUCGUUUGGGAUUGACAGUUGGCCGCAUGCUGGGUGCCCUGUUCCACCACGAUCCAGAGUUCCGGGGCCGCCGUGCGGUGACGUUCCACAACCAGCGAGACUACAUCUUCUUCCGCCACCAUCGCUACGAGUUCUCGAAGGAAGGCAAGCGUGUAAAGCUGCGCGAGCUUGGUCCGCGAUUCACCCUGAAGCUGCGUUCCCUGCAGGAGGGUACCUUUGACAGCAAGACCGGAGACUACGCCUGGAUAAUCAGCAACAAGCGGCAUGCCAUGGAGUCCCGACGCCGCUUCUUCCUCUAGCUUGUAUUUCGAGGCAUUGUAUUUAGGUAUAGACAACUUAAUAAACCAACUGAUAAUACAAAAUAA